This is a messenger RNA of Uloborus diversus, 1304 nucleotides long. Its product is annotated as myomesin-1-like. Bases 268 to 1221 code for a protein of 317 amino acids. Gene Ontology annotation, cellular component: membrane. The record is from RefSeq and is a predicted model, not a curated record. The transcript has 5 exons. Lineage: Eukaryota; Metazoa; Arthropoda; Arachnida; Araneae; Uloboridae. Gene Ontology annotation, molecular function: protein binding.
AUAGACUCUUAUGUCCGGAACGUAAAAUAAUUAUUUGUUGAUAAAUUUAAUUUUGUUUAAUAAAAAUCUGCCUAAUUAUCCCCUCAAAAAAAGUCAAUAAUUUAUAAAUGUUCUAGUUUUUCCUCACAUUGUAACUGAUUCAUGCAUUUAGAUGCUUAUAUAAAUUCCUUUCAAAGCUUCUUCUUCCGGUAAAAAGGGAAUUUCCCUUUUCACUGACGUUUGACGUUGACAUAUUCUUCACCUCCAACCAACACAAAACCUGAAAACAUGGUACUAGAAAUCACUGAAUCUAAUGAGCAACAAUUGAAUGCAAGAGCAGAAAUGUCAGGAAAACCGAGUAAACCUCUAGAUUUAGAAAUUGCGUUUUCGAGUGAAAACAACGUGUUCUUGAAGUGGAAUCCCCCAGCAACAGAUGGUGGUUCCCCCGUCACCAAGUACUUCGUUGAAGUAUUGGAUAAAGUCGGUGACUGGAGGACGGAAAAAGUUGUUCCUAGCAACCAGGAGAUCACUUCCAUAAGAAACCUCGAACCAGGCCGAGUUUAUCAGUUCAGAGUGAGUGCUGUCAAUGAAGCUGGAGCUGGUGAACCGAGCAAUGUAACGCCAUUUACAGUCGCUAAGCCUAAAGGGUGUGCCCCCAAGAUUCAUAAUGAUACAUUACACACCGUCGAAAUGGAAGUUGGCGACUCAUUUGCAGUUCAAAGACUCAUCGAUGCAGAACCCUCGGCAUUUGUUACAUGGCAGCUGGACGGACGAACAAUAACAAACCAAGAUCGAGUGAGAAUAAUUUACGAAAAAUGUUGCGCAAGAAUCGAAAUUCACAAAUGCAAAAAGAAUGACAGUGGAAUCUAUUCAAUUACAGCUAAGAAUGAGUUUGGACGACUAGAGCAAAAAAUAUUUAAGCUUGUCGUCGAAGAUGGAGUAUUCAGAAAACUGGGAAAAGCCGCCUUGAUUACAGCAGGAGCCAGUGCAGCCAUCUUAGGUGGAAUACCACUUGUUGUUUCUGGAUUAGGCUUCACGGCCGGAGGAGUGGCAGCGGGAUCAAUGGCAGCUGCAUAUCAAAGUGCUGUUCUGGGUGGCACGAUAGCAUCUGGAAGCGCCUUCGCAACACUCCAGAGCAUUGGGGCUGCUGGCUUGGCGGCAUCCACUCAAGCUGGUAUCGUUGGAGCUACUGGAGCGACUUCUUUGGCUGCGGUGUUCAAUAAAAAGAAACCCAAAAAAUAACUACUUGAGGCCUUAUAAUUUAUAUUUAUUCCGUGAAAUUAUUAUUAUGUCUCUAAUAAAAAAUCUUUUUUCAGUGAAAAAAA